Messenger RNA from Aspergillus piperis CBS 112811, 1342 nucleotides. RefSeq names its product Mo25 family protein. Lineage: Eukaryota; Fungi; Ascomycota; Eurotiomycetes; Eurotiales; Aspergillaceae. Gene Ontology annotation, biological process: intracellular signal transduction. Gene Ontology annotation, molecular function: protein serine/threonine kinase activator activity. The transcript is spliced from 5 exons. The coding region runs from base 81 to 1235 and encodes 384 amino acids. The record is from RefSeq and is a predicted model, not a curated record.
CUGCCCGCGAGGAGCGACUAUCCCCUCCGCCUUCACUCUCUCUCCCUGUUUUGGUUUUGUUGCCAAUACAAACAACAACCAUGGCCUUCUUCUUCAAUCGUGGUCGGUCCCGCCAGCCUUCGGACAUUGCCAGAUCAAUCAAGGAACUCUUGGUGAGGCUUCGAGAAUCGCCAACCACUGCCAAGGUCGAAGAUGAUCUGGCGAAGCAACUAUCUCAGAUGAAACUCAUUGUCCAGGGUACUCAAGAAAUUGAGGUGUCCCCCGAACAAGUCCAAGCAUUAGUGCAGGCUACCCUGCAGGAAGAUUUGCUCUACGAACUAGCCCAAGGGCUUCAUCGUCUGCCCUUCGAAGCUCGAAAAGACACACAAACUAUCUUCUCUCACAUCCUCCGUUUUAAACCCGUCAAUGCAAGCCAUGCAGACCCUCCUGUCAUUUCCUACAUUGUCCACAAACGACCCGAGAUUAUCAUCGAACUGUGCAAGGGCUACGAGCAUAGCCAAAGUGCCAUGCCAUGCGGCACCAUCUUGCGAGAAGCGCUGAAGUUUGAUGUUAUCGCGGCGAUCAUCCUCUAUGACCAGUCGGAAGAGGGGGAGCCAGCGAUUCGACUGACGGAGGUGCAGCCGGGCGUGCCUCAAGAGGGCAAUGGCAUAUUCUGGAGGUUCUUUUACUGGAUCGACCGAGGGAGCUUCGAACUGAGUGCCGACUCUUUCACAACGUUUAGGGAGAUCUUGACCCGCCAUAAAUCCAUCGUUACGGGCUAUCUGGCCACGAACUUUGACCUCUUCUUCUCCAGAUUCAACGAGGUACUUGUACAGUCCAGCUCGUAUGUCACUAAACGACAAAGCAUCAAGCUACUAGGAGAGAUCCUCCUGGACCGAACCAACUACAAUGUGAUGAUGGCCUAUGUGGAGAGUGGGGAGAACCUCAAGCUGUGUAUGAAACUGCUGCGGGACGACCGAAAGAUGGUCCAGUAUGAGGGCUUCCACGUGUUCAAGGUGUUUGUUGCGAACCCCAAUAAAUCGGUUGCGGUGCAGCGGAUCCUGAUCAACAACCGUGAUCGGCUGUUGAAGUUCUUACCGAGGUUCCUAGAGGACCGGACGGACGACGAUCAAUUUACGGAUGAGAAGAGUUUCCUGGUGCGCCAGAUUGAGCUUCUUCCCAAGGAGCCGAUUGAGCCAGCACGGUCCGCGCGCGAAGCGUCUCGCUCCGGCAUCAACACGGCAGCAGUGGCCUGAAGGCCUUGUGAAUGAAGAAUUAAGCUGCGACCAUUGGCAGGGGAACGGCCAAUCUAUCGAUCCUCCCGUGCCAAUAUGCUUUUUACCCCUGCUUUUCCUUUGUCGAC